AUGACGGUGUCGGCGGGGGGCCUGGGAGGGGGCUUAGGACUGGAGUGUCGGCAGGAGGCCAGGACUUCAGGAGAGGUAGAUACAAAGCUCCGCGUGGCAGAGGAGCAGAGGGGAGCGGGGGAACCCGGGCCAAAAGAGAGGCCCUGCCGGCUCCCGGGGUACUACAAGCCUCGAGGCGUUGCAAACGGCGCGGCAGUUGCAAGCCCCAGUGGCGCGCGCAAACUGCGCGGAACUACUUUCCCGGGGGCGGCUUCGGGGUCCGGAUCCCCGCGACAGCCCCUAAAGGCGAGCGCGCGGAUGCGGACCCCACUGCCGCUUCCCGGGCGCGGCCACGUGCGCCCCGCCGGGAUCGCACGCUCCGCCGCGCCGGGCCGCCGGGCCACCGGCAAGCACGCGGUGUCGCUCCCGCUCGGGGCCGGCGGCCGUGCGCGCCGCAACCAUGGCGGCUCCUCCUCAGCCGCCCUCCGCCGCCGCCGCCGCCACUCCUCCCAGACAAAGGGAGAUUUAACCAGGCCAAAAAGACAAGCGAAACCUGCCGCAGACGAAGGCUUUUGGGAUUGUAGCGUCUGCACCUUCAGAAACAGCGCUGAAGCCUUUAAAUGCAGCAUCUGCGAUGUGAGGAAAGGCACCUCCACCAGAAAACCUCGGAUCAAUUCUCAGCUGGUGGCACAACAAGUGGCACAACAGUAUGCCACCCCACCACCCCCUAAAAAGGAGAAGAAGGAGAAAGUGGAAAAGCAAGACAAAGAGAAACCUGAGAAAGAUAAGGAAAUUAGUCCUAGUGUCACCAAGAAAAAUACCAACAAGAAAACAAAACCAAAGUCUGACAUUCUGAAAGAUCCUCCUAGCGAAGCAAACAGUAUACAGUCUGCAAAUGCUACAACAAAGACCAGUGAAACGAAUCACACCUCGAGGCCCCGGCUGAAAAACGUGGACAGGAGCACCGCACAGCAGUUGGCAGUGACUGUGGGCAACGUCACUGUCAUUAUCACAGACUUUAAGGAAAAGACUCGCUCCUCCUCGACAUCCUCAUCCACAGUGACCUCCAGUGCAGGGUCAGAACAGCAGAACCAGAGCAGCUCGGGCUCGGAGAGCACAGACAAGGGCUCCUCCCGUUCCUCCACGCCAAAGGGCGACAUGUCAGCAGUAAAUGAUGAAUCUUUCUGAAAUUGCACAUGGAAUUGUGAAAACUAUGAAUCAGGGUAUGAAAUUCAAAUCCUCCACCUGCCCAUGCUGCUUGCACCCCCUGGAGAAUCUUCUGUGGACAUCGGCCUCUUAGUGAAGCUGCCAGGAUAAUUUCUGCUUGCCAUGGGCAUCUGGCCACCAAGGAAUUUCGCACCCUGACGAUUACUCUUGACACUUUUAUGUAUUCCAUUGUUUUAUAUGAUUUUCCUAACAAUCAUUUAUAAUUGGAUGUGCUCCUGAAUCUACUUUUUAUAAAAAAAAAAAAAAUCUGCUGUGCACAAUUUUCCAUGUACAUUACAACUGGUAUUUUGUUUUUGUUUUGUUGGGGGGGUUGGGAGGGGGAGGGAUCUUUUAUUUAUUGUGUUCACAGACUCCAUUCUUUCAGCAUAUCCUUUUAAGUUUAGUUCUUUCUUCCAGUUAUACUAUGUACUAUCAGUUUUGAUAUAACUAUAUAUAUAUAAAUAUAAAAUUAUAUAUAAAGGGUUAUUUGAAACCAAUCCAUGGCAACGCUGGUGCUUGAUACACUGUGAAGUGAAUACAACAUUGAACAGUUACAGAUCUGGGACAGUCCCUUCUAUGAAAGUGCUGAAAUUAAAUUAAAAUCAGUCUUACAUGAAGUAUGUUCCAACCCACGUGGGAACUUGACUCUCUCAUCUGUCUAAAGAGGACUGGACGAUAGAAAAAUAUAUAUUUUUUAAACAAUGUUAUCUCAAAUUUAAAGACUGCUCCAGAUAGCCUGCAUUUGCAAUGGAAUAACUGACAAAUCACAAAUGGUUUAGUUGGGAGGGCUUUGAUCGUUCAAAAGUAACUUAAACUAGCUCCAGAAUGCCAAGUAUUCGUGUAAGUUCCGGUUACAUGUUAACAUUGCUGUUCUUACAUAAGCACUCAUGAAAAUAUGGUAUUCUGUAACUCGAAUUCCAUCCAUUUUCCAGACCUCUACUCAUGACUGAGGUAAAUAUAAAUUGUCUCUUAGUUUUAGGAUUAAAAUCGUCUAAACUGUAUUUUUGCUCCAUACAAGAAGCAACUCCCUAUUUCCACUUUGCACGUGACAUUGCACUCGUGGUUUUCGUAAUUGAAAUUGGUUUGCCUCGUGUCCCUUCCUUUUCCUUACCCUACCAAUUUAGUUAUGAGAAUUCUUUCUCUUUUUUAAAAAUCUACUCUUGUUUGCUUUACUGAACAAAGGUUAUCAACUGCACAUCCAGUCCCGACAUGGAGCUUUUCAGUGUUUGGAGACAUUUCUCAAUUCCCUGCUGUGGGAAGGAACUCAAGUGGUGAAUGGUUUAAGCACUAGCAGCCAGAAUUGCAGGGAAAGCUCAUACUUCCUGCGAGCCUGUGAUCUUUUUCUUUCUCAUCAUAAAGAUAGCUUGAGCAAACCCUUUCAAGGUUUCUUUUCACUCAUUUUUUUACUGUCUUGCAAAAACAAACAAAAAACAAAGACCACUAAUAACGAUUCCACCCUCUCCUUAUUUUUCAAAUGUUUUGUUUUGCUUUGUUUGGAUUUAGGGUCUCUCUUCCCUUUGACUCUUACAUUCUUAUCCGCACGGUUUAUAGGCUUCAGAGUCAUUUCAAGCAUGGGAACUUGGUGGUACCUUCCUUUACUUGAUCAUACUGAAGGGCUCACGGGAGGGCAGCCGAAUUGUGAUGAAGCGCCACGUUUUGGUGUGAAAAACCUGGUUUGCUUAAGAACAGAAGUACUUGUCUGUGGAGGCAACGAGUAAAAAAGAAACAAUUAACAGCUUGAUUUGAGUAGCCAACAGGAAAGGUUCCUUUCACAUUUACAUUAAAACUAUUCUGUAAUCACUAAUGUACCAUAAUUCAAAUUCUGUUCUCAAAGGUAUAGAUGAUAAAGCAGUGCCAUUUGUUGCUGUGGUCCUAUUCUCAAAUGCAUGGACAAUUGUUCCCCUCUUUUUAAAAUAAUGCUUGUAUCUGGGAUGCAAGCUAUGCUAUCUUUUUAAAUACAUUUUUAAAGUAUUUAUUAAUGAACCAAAGGAAAUUAGAUGCUUUCUGUAAGCAUCAGAAUAUAUAAUACAUAGUGAUUUGACUAUGAAUUUUAAAUCCACAUUUUAAUAUUAGUGGGAUAUUGCAAAGACAUUCCUUCUAAAGUUUUAAUAUUCCUUUUAUUAAGGGUCUCAGGGAGGGUAAAUUAGUCAGCCAUAUUUAUUUUCCAGAGAUGUAAGGAAUUGCUACGUUUUUUAAUUAACUUUUCAAAAAAAUUUAAAUGCCACCAAACUCAUGUGGGUUGCACUGCUUUUUGAACCAAUAAGUGUUGGUAUGCACUUUGUUCAGAAACACUGUGUACUUUUUCAAAAUUGGUUUCAUGUAAAGUGAUUGGACCCCUAGGUUAGUGGAAAAAGCUGAUUAACCAGCUACUCAUAGGCUGCUAAUUAAUUCAUUGCCAAUGUCUUGGUUUUUCAGUUUUGCCUCCGUGAUAAAUCAAUACAUGACAGAAUGGGGAGGGGUGAAGGAAGGGAGGAUUGCUAUAGAACAUGUGAGAUGAAAGCGGCAUUUGGAUAGAACUGCAGCUAACAGUGGGACUUCCCCUCAGCAGAUGUGAUCGCGCCAGUCCUCGAGCUGCCGUUUUGUCUUCUGUUGAGGUAGUGAGGUGGUAGGUACCUUACUUACACUUCUAAUUUCUGAAAUUGAUAACAUCCCUCAGGCAUGUAUUCUGGAAAUGGAAUUCCUGUAACUUCCUGCAUUUGCAGUUGGCCCUACAAUUAGUAGGCAGCGCAUAAAAACACUAGUGUAGAUUAUAAAGAUACACAUCAAAAGAGGACCAGAAAUACUUGGUAUUCAGUGGCACAGUAAGCAGGUUAUAAAAACAAAACAAACAAACAAAAAAAAAACAAAAGCACAGUGUUACGCUUGCAAGUUUCCAUUUGUUUUACUACCACACGAUCUUUCACACUUGUGCGUGCGCACACACACAGAGCUUACCUGACUUGCUCUGCUUGAGUCAUGCAGUUUUAAAAGUAAAGACAUCUUGACACCCACAAAAUAUUUUAAUCAAAACCUUUCAGUUUCAAUCUGGAUCUUUAAAAACAUUGGCAGAAGCUUCUGUGAGUUUAGUUCCACUAAGAUGUUCCACCUGCCUUAUCAAGACCAUUCUCAGUCUACUUUUUUAAGCUACCGUAUCUUAAAUUAUUGAAAAUUUAUUAAUUGCUGAAUAUAUAAUAACCUUUGCUUGUAUGUAACCGAAAAUGGUUUAAGAGCCAACAUUUAGAGUAUGACAAUGGAGCUGAACAGUUUUUAAUGCGCAAGCAGUUCUGUUCUUGUGUAUGACUUGUAACCUUAAUUUACUGUGUAAAGAUGGUUACAUUAUUUCCUUAGCUUUGUUUGUUGGAGACAAAUAGAGAAUGCUUGUUAAGUAUGUCAAAACAUAAUCUUAUCUUGUGAAUUUUUGUUAAUGUAUUAUACGAGCUAUAUUUUUCAUUUGCCCAGAAAGACAGCUUGUAUAACGCUUUUGGAAGUUUCUGCUCUGUAACGUCUUUAGAGCUGACAGUCUGUUAGGUUUGUUUUUUUCUCCAUGCUAAAGUGUCAGAUGGUGGUUUUGUGAACUGGUCAGAAAUUCACAGGUCUUAAAUGUUUUGGGAAAAUUUAUAUUGGACACUGCUCUUUGUCUAGCAAAUAAAAGAUGUUAAUAUAUUCCUGUUACUGGCAUGUGCACGACUAUGUUAUUAGAAGCCACUUUAUCAUUUUCCUGCUUUAAAUAGAAAUGUCUAUUUAUGAAUUCUGCUUGUAGUUUUUUCACAAAUAAAAUAGUAAAAUUUA
Ailuropoda melanoleuca (giant panda) is the source of this 4953-nucleotide messenger RNA. It is a transcript of the gene RYBP, whose product is annotated as RING1 and YY1 binding protein. The coding region runs from base 1 to 1167 and encodes 388 amino acids. Gene Ontology annotation, molecular function: DNA binding; transcription coregulator activity. The transcript has 7 exons. Gene Ontology annotation, cellular component: nucleus. The record is from RefSeq and is a predicted model, not a curated record. Lineage: Eukaryota; Metazoa; Chordata; Mammalia; Carnivora; Ursidae. Gene Ontology annotation, biological process: positive regulation of DNA-templated transcription.